AUGGAACAAACAAAUAUCGAUAAAUCCCCUAGUUCAACAAUAUUAACAACUAAUAUUAAUAUUAAUAAUUUUCAAGGUGGACAGAUUUUAAAUGAUCUUUUUCAUUUACCUGUUAAUGAUAAUAAAAUUUCAGAUGAAGAAGUAGUUAUUAUUGAUAAAAUUGAAACAGAAAUUAUAAUGGAUUCAUCUAAUGAUAAUAGAAUACAUAUAUCAACAAAUUUGGCCAUGGAUCAUGAUUAUGAUAUGGCAACAGUAGAUGCAGCAACAGUAGCAAUCGAUUCAUCAAAUAAAUCAUCUAAGAAAACAAUUCAUCGUUAUUUACCUGCAUGGGAAAAACAACCAGAAUCCUUUUAUAAAACAUAUACGUUCGAUAUAUUUGGUAUUAGACACGAGAAACUCGUUUGCUGGUUGUACAAUAAAAAAGAUAAAAAUGGAAAUGAUAGUCUUGGAUGUAAACUUUGUCAAAAAUAUCAAAAAACAUUCAACUCAAAUGGGAAAAUUAAUUUAUGGUGUACAACAGGUUAUAAAAUAAUGAAAUUAUCGAAAAUAAAAGAACAUAAAGAUAAUGAAGUUCAUAAACAAGCACAAGAACUUGAGUUACAAACAGCAUCUUAUUCUCAACCUACUUGGACAACAACGCAAAUAAAAGAAAGAAAUAAACAUGAAGCUGCAAUACAAAAUUUAAUUCUUUCUGCUGUUUAUGUCUGUCAACAGGAUCAAUCUCUCAACUCGUUUGAGAAAUUAUGUACAUUGAUUGAAGCUCUUGGUCUUAAAUUAUUACCAGCAGAAAUAGGUAGUGUAUCAUAUCGUAAUGACAAUGCGGCUCUCGAUUUCUUACGUCAUGUAGCUUCGUAUUUACGUGAAGAAAUUCUUGAAAAGAUAAAAAAUAGUCCAUCUAUAGGUUGGAUGCUUGAUGAAAGUACAUCUCGUACCGUAGAAAAAAGUCUGAUAAUCUAUGUCAGAUAUUUGGAGAAUGAUGAAGCCAAAACAAGUUUUUAUGGUAUAUUAGCUUUAGAUGGUGAUGGCUCGGCUGAUAAUAUAGUCAAAUGUAUUGAAUCAUUAUGGAGAGCAGAUGAUUUAAAUCCUGAAAAAACGUGUUGGUUUGCAACUGAUAAUGCUGCUACAUUUACAGGUAGUGUACCUUUGUUUCUUUUUGAAUUGUCAAAAAUAAUUGUUGUAGGAAUAAAUAAUGGUGUUAUUUCUAAAUUAAAACGUGAUUUUGGUAUAGAAUUUGUUGAAUUAAAUACAUGUGUGGCACAUACAUUUGCAUUGGUUGGAAAUCAAGCUGGAUUUAUCAAAUACAGUACGUAGUAUAUACUUUUUAUUCAUUAAUGAAAAAAGUAUUUCACAGAUAAUGAAGAAAAACCUAGAAAACGCGAAUUAAUUUCCAAACUGGAAGGUCUGAUAGGAAAAAUUUAUCAGUAUUUUGGUUCAAGUGCAACUCGAACCUUCAAGCUAAAAUGUUGGCAAAAUUUGUUGGAAAUUCCCGAAUUGAAAUUUAAACGAUUGUUCCAAAUUCGAUGGACGGCUAUUCGAGAUUCAAUAAAACCAAUCAUGUUAAAUAUUACACCAGGUAAACUUUUGUACAAAUUGCUUACUCUUCAGGCUUUUAUUCUUGCCCAGAACGAGCAUUACAGCAACCAGACACGGCAGUAUACGGCCGUUUACGGCGGCGUAUACUGCCGUAUACG
Molecule: messenger RNA, 1691 nt
Organism: Rotaria sp. Silwood2
Lineage: Eukaryota; Metazoa; Rotifera; Eurotatoria; Philodinida; Philodinidae
Source: the annotation of a GenBank genome assembly